This is a messenger RNA of Paraglomus occultum, 2979 nucleotides long. NCBI's taxonomy places the organism in Eukaryota, Fungi, Glomeromycota, Glomeromycetes, Paraglomerales, Paraglomeraceae. The record is from the annotation of a GenBank genome assembly.
AUGACAGUCAACCUCGCCACAACCAUUGAAUUAUAUGGGGAAAUUGUCAAGCGAUUCCCUUUCCGUCUCGACAUUGUCGCAUGGCUGGUUGCAGCCCUACGCGAUAGUCGACUUUGGGGAGCAUCCCGGGAUGAAGACGUUCUAGUUCUCUCGGAGUACGUCGGAGCUUAUGUAUACAGUCUGGCCGCCGGAAUAGUACCGAGGAAAAAUUGGAGACAUUUAUUUGAGCUUCAUCUUGCUUCCGGUGACAUUUAUGCUGCGAGAGGAGAGGUGACUGCUGCAUACAGGGAAUAUAACAGAGCUUUCCGAGCUGCGUUCGGUGGCGAGGUCACUGAACUCGUAACAGUAAUCAACAGAAAAAACACGGGCGCAGUCAAGAUACUGUGCGCACCGUCCGAGUUAUAUCAAUACAGUGUCGCGCUUUACGAAGCAAUAGACGGACAUUUAUUCGGAGAAGUUGUAAAUAGUGAGAGUCUUUUGCUAGUGGAUAGCUUGCUUGCUAAUUUUUUGGGGUUGCUUGUGAAGCAUUGGGCUGUUCUUAAAGAUGAGGUGGAAAAGACUGGCGAUAGAGUAAACAGGGCUUUCUUACCAUAUCUCGUAUAUACGCGCCUGGUUUUACUCUAUGAACAAGGCCUGCCAGCAUAUAAUCCAGUGGUCGUUCGGGAAAUUGCUUUGCACUUAGCCCGUGUGUUAGCGGACACAUACGGCGGACAGGAAGAGCCCAUAGUCUUUGGAAAUAGGCAAAUUCGAAUGAUGAACGGUGUGCAAGUCGGGAUCGAGUAUAUCCGAUGGCUUUGCAAGUUCGUUGACAAUCAAGACUCGGCCAUAAUAAUAGGAAGGUUUUUGCGAAAUAUGAGUAUAGGCGACGCCAAAACAUAUUUUGAGGAACUACAUGCUCUUGCUCCGGCCAAUAGAAUUAUUGAACAAGAGCUAGCCAACACAUACUCUGCGUUGGCUGCAUUCAAGUCCGAAAAUGACGAGUUUCAUGAAGCCGUUCAGUUAUGUGAAGCUUCAAUAAGAAUGUGUCCCGACUUGCCAUGUUUUCUUCUUCAGUUCUAUAACAUAAAGUAUACACACUGUGACUGGAACAACCUUGACGGCAGUGCCGCCCAGUACGUCGUGGAUGAGAAUGGUUGUCUCAAAUCUCCUGGUAGUUGUUAUGAGGGUCUAGCCGAAAGAGUUGUUGCCGAAUUCGAAAAGUCUAUAGGCAACGGUCAAAAUUAUGGUAAAGGCGUUCUCAAAGCAGUCGGUGGUCCAAGAAAAUUUGUUGAAGAAGCUACAAAGAAUCUCCAUCCCAAAGAUCCGCUCCGGAUCGAAUUGAAAAAUAAGGCGGAUCAUUGGGAAAAGAUAAAAAAGAUACCGCUGGCAAACGAAGGCGGAUGGGUUAUUCGUGUUGUCGAAAAGGUCAUCCGUGCACUGCAAAGAAAGUGGUAUUGCGACAAUUAUGGUCGACAGUACGUUGAAAUUUUCGGCAGAGUAAAGAGAAUUCGAACUGGUCCCGAAGAAGAGGAGAAAUAUAAACGACCGACUCUCCCACCCAUGCUUGAACGACCAGAGCCCACUCCCUUGGAUCCGUUUACUGCGUUUAACGUUCCAAUGGCGGCCAGACAAGUGCGUUUAUGUGCACAUAGAUAUGCUCUUGCGAUAUCCUCGGACUUGCAUGGAAGACAUCCGAUGGCUCAUUUAGUGUCAAACAUGUUUGGAAUGCACGAUCGGUCGCAAUUUGAAGUAUUUGUGUAUGCAACCUGUCCUAAUGACGGAUCAAGAUUUAGGAAUAACGUUGAAACUCAGCUUGAGCUUGGGCACGUAAAGGAUGUUACAUCACUUCCAAUGGAGGAACUUGUUCAACUUAUUCACGAAGACGGUAUACAUAUUCUGGUCAAUCUCAAUGGGCAUACCGCUGGAGAUCGAAAUCAUCUGUUUUGUGCUCGGGUAGCUCCUAUUCAGAUACAGCAUAUGGGCUUUUGUGGUAGCUGCGGAGGAGACUGGAUCGACUAUUUCAUAACGGAUAAACAUAUAACGCCAGAAAAUGUUAUUGCAUCAAACUUUAAGAGAGUAAGCUCUAGACCUGGUGACAUUCUUGACUCGCCUGAUCCAGAAGAAACGGACAACGACUGGUGUAUAUACGAAAAAGUAAUUUUCAUGCCCAAUACUUAUUUUGCUACUGAUUAUAGACAAUCAUUCAAUGAUAUGGAAGAAAUACCACAAAAAAUUCGCGAGGAUCCUGAGCAGUUAUGGUUAUAUGAGCAAGAUAGAAGAUGGGAUUUACGGAAGAAGUUAUUUCCUAAUAUAGACGACGACAGUAUAAUUCUUGCGACAUUUAAUCAAUUGUACAAACUAGACCCCUGUACAUUCAGAAUCUGGUGCAAUAUCCUGCAAAGGUCAGAGAACGCGUACUUAUGGAUACUCGAGUACCCACGAGCGGGGGCACUGAAAUUAAUAGAAUAUGCCAGAAUAUGGUGUGGUGAAUCUGUUGCCAAGAGGAUUCUUACCACUGAGAAAGCACCGAAAGACGAACACGUAUACCGCACCAGGAUUGCAGAUUUGUUACUUGAUAUGCCAAAGGUCAAUGCCCACACAACCGCUGCAGAUACACUUUGGUCGGGUACUCCUAUUCUUACUUGUUCAGGAGAAGUUCAAAAGACCGCUUCACGGGUAGCACAUAGUAUUGCUAGUGCGACUGGUGUGAAAGGGAUGACAGUGACGAACAUGAAAGAAUAUGAAGAACGCGCCGUUCAACUGGUCAGAUCUGUCAAGUAUAUAUAUAAAGAAUAUUCCGCUAAAGAUAUUCCUAAGAGAUGGCAUCGAGUUGGAGAGGGUGAAUUGAUAGAAAUGAGAAAAAAACUUUUUUUGGGUAGAGAAAAAAGUGCACUAUUUGAUACUCCUAGAUACGUUAAAGAUAUGGAGAAAGGUUUUACCAUUGCUUGGCGCCAGUGGAUUAAUGGGGAAGAGAAAAACAUUGUUAUAAAAAAAGAUUGA